Penicillium angulare is the source of this 936-nucleotide messenger RNA. It is a transcript of the gene rex4, whose product is annotated as putative 3'-5' exonuclease. Gene Ontology annotation, cellular component: nucleus. The record is from RefSeq and is a predicted model, not a curated record. Gene Ontology annotation, molecular function: nucleic acid binding; 3'-5' exonuclease activity. The transcript has 2 exons. The coding region runs from base 1 to 936 and encodes 311 amino acids. Gene Ontology annotation, biological process: rRNA processing; ribosomal large subunit assembly. NCBI's taxonomy places the organism in Eukaryota, Fungi, Ascomycota, Eurotiomycetes, Eurotiales, Aspergillaceae.
AUGGAUAAGAGCGGCCUUUCCAGCAACUGGAGGAAGCUACAAGCCACGCUUAAGAAAGAGAGCUCUUCAACCACUACAACAAGCUCAAAACGCAAAGCCUCAGACCGCGACUCUGAUCAAAGUGCCGCGAAGAAGCGAAAGUCAAUAGACAAAGAUCAGACGACUCGGCGCAUGUUUUCAACAGAUAAGCGACAGAGAAUGGGUGAUUCAUCUAAAAGCACUGGUCCUUGGGAUCCAGCUCCAGGAACUCUACGAAAAAAAUCUAGUGCUGGAGUUUCCACGGCCAGUACGUCCGAGACUCGCAAUAGCAAAGUGAAUGAAGGCCGUUCACCAACUGCCGAAAUCGGAAAAUACAUCGCCAUGGAUUGUGAAAUGGUUGGUGUAGGCCCGAACCCCGAUAACGACUCUGUCCUCGCGCGUAUCAGUAUCGUCGACUUCAAUGGCGAUCAAAUCUACGAUUCAUACGUCCGACCCAAAGAAAUGGUGACAGAUUGGCGUACCCACGUCAGUGGGAUUGCACCAAAACAUAUGAUCGAGGCCCGAACUCUUGAAGCAGUACAGAAGGAAGUUGCCGAGAUAAUGAAUGGUCGAAUUCUGGUCGGUCAUGCCGUCAGCAAUGAUCUUGACGCCUUAUUAAUUGGCCAUCCUAAACGCGAUAUUCGAGAUACAAGCAAACAUCCCGAGUACCGAAAGAUCGCUGGUGGAGGCUCCCCGCGCCUAAAGAUGCUAGCGGAACAUUUCCUCGGAUUGAAGAUUCAAGAAGGUGCGCAUUCAUCAGUGGAGGAUGCCCGUGCUACUAUGGCGCUUUACAGGCGGGAAAAGGACUCGUUCGAACGGGAGCACUUGAAGAAGUGGCCUGUGCGACUUACUGCUGAGACCCAGGAUAAUGGAGAAAAGAAGAAGAAGAAAAAGAAGAAGACUACUCGCAAGCGGUGA